AUGGCGGCGGCUCUGCGUCUGCGCCUGCUCGAGCCCAGUGUGGGCGUAGUGUCUGGCGGUACGCGCAUCGUGCUACAUGGCGCGGGCUUCCGUCCUCCUCCACAUUCGCUCACCGUCCGACUGCGCGUGGAUUUGCAGGAUGCGGAUAACGACAACCACUCGGACACUUGUGACCCGCUCUCGUGGACAACUCGUCAGCCCAUUUCUAAUACAGUAGACAUCAAUGGACGUUUCCUGCUCGAUACUCAGCUUGAAUGCGUCCUCCCGAGCUUUGAACGCCAAGCCGCGCGUGCCAUUGCAGCCCGCACGUGUCUUGCUGCGUCCUCCGCGUCGGUCUCCAGCGCGCCGCAAUUGGUCCCUUUGAGCGUUGAGGUAAUACUUAACGGAGGUGAGCAGCGGUCGAACACGUUAUCAUUCAAGUUGCACCAACCGCUGGAAGUGCGACGCAUAUGUCCUCAAAGUGUCCUUAUGGUGUCCCCCGCAGUCACCGCCACGGUGACGUUAAAUAUCUUGAAAUUAUCUGCUCCUGUCGUCCAUAAAGCGACACCAAAAGGUGGACACUUGGAGGUUCUGGAAGAUUUGAGCACUCUCCCAGUCUUCGUUCGCGUCAAGCAAGCGUCGGAACGCACUGGAGCCGUGUCCGAGCAGACGAGAGAAGGCAAGUGGAAGCUCUCGCCAUUGGGAGUCUACGAGGUGGAGUUCGACGCUCCGACAAUGGGCUUUGGAGCGGUCAGUGUGGAGCUAUCACUCAAUAGAGUGGAGUUUUUCCGGUGUAAGAGCGACGCACCGCCCGAAGGCUUCGGCUAUCGAGUCCUUCGAGAUGUGACCUUACGCGCAGUGGAGCCUGCGUGUAUUAGUGUGACGAGUGGACAGAUCACGGAGAUUAAAGUGGUGGGGGACGGAUUUGUGGAUACGGGGGAUCUUGUAGUGGCAAUGCUGCAGAAGGAGUUGCCGUCAGCAGAAGGAGACGGAGUGAAGCCAGCGAAGGACGUGCAGGUGGCGGUGCUGAACGCGACGUACUUUGGCAAGACCGAAGUGCGAUGUACAGUACCAGCCAACUUGCCGUUUGGAUGCACGACGUUCAGUGUCUCGUUGAAUGGCGGUAGGCAGUUCGGUCAGUCUCGAGUUGUUGGCCUGCUGCAUCGAGAUCGAGCGUUGGAAGGAAUUUCUCCAGCGAGCAGCAGUCUGGCCGGUGGAACUACAGUCACGAUUCGGCAUUCCUGUCUCUGUCUGGAACAUGUGGACGCGCUUUACCAGCUGCAAAGACUUGAACCACCUCGAAGAAUUCGAGUUCGCUUUCAACCGGUUAGCUACAGUGGUUCAGAGAGUGGUGGUGGCCUCGCGAAGGUUGCGAACGCAGAAGCUUUCUCCCAGACGCCAGGGUUGUUGAUCUGUAAGACCCCAAAUUUUCUGGAGAACAUUAAAGCUUUGAAUGGCAUGCGAGCAGCUGGAGCAAGCGAGAGUGACGGGGAUAAUGUGCCGUACAUGUGGAGAUUUACAGUAGCUGUAGCGGUGGGCGGAGAGGCUUUCCAUGGCGAACUGCCAUUCUCCCUUUACCUGCCUCCUGUGAUACGAUCGCUCACGCAGCACCAUGGACCGUCGACAGGGGAUACAAGCCUCAAGCUUCGGAUGAAGCACAAAGUUCCACCGCGGAUAAAGCUGCUCGUACGCUUCUCUACGCUUGAUUUCACCAAAAGCAAGACGAUAGAAGGGCAUCCUUCGCCGCAGUGGAUUGAGACCUUAGCGGGCUCUACACGUGAAGUGCCGCAUUUGACGAUCGUCCAAGUCUCCUACGACGCCGGAGUGACGUUCUUUCCCGUCAUUGAUACUCCUCCGACAGCUGUACAGUCCAAUCCGUUGGCCAAGGACCUGUCGUACUUGUGUUUCCUCUUCUACCCACCUCCAGUUGUGCGCUCUGCGGUGCCUCUGUCAGUAGAUAUACUCGGCGGGAGCUACGUUCGACUCCAAGGAGAGCACCUUGUGGAUCAUGGAGCUCAGAUGUCCGUGAUAUUUGAGUCGUCUGCGCUGAGUCGAAAGGUGUCAGCAUUCGUUGAGAAAGGAGAGCUGCGAUGCUGUGCGCCGCCAUUCAACGUGGGGCGUGCGCGAGUGUUUGUGUCCCUGAAUGACGAGCAGUACACGCUGUGCGACCUUCACGACCAGGAGACGAAUGCGCCAGUAGAAUUCAUUUUCUACAGCUCGCCCACCGUGACGCGUAUCAGCCCACUCUGUGCGUGUGUGCGUCUGUCAAGUGAACUCAAGAUCUACGGUACGAAUCUCAUCGAGACGGACCGCAUCAAAGUGCGUGUUAGCUUUCCAGCGAGUUCUGGUCGUCGUCCACUUUUUAAGGACGUCCCGGGUACUGCGCGUGAUGGGGUAAUUACCGCAACUACGCCCGUAUUUCCUGAUGAAUACGCUAACCAGAAUGCGCUCGUCGACGUCGCGUUGAAUGGGGCGAAUUUAUCUGGGACAUCCGUUCCUCUGCGGUAUUUUUCAAACUACGGGAUCACGCGUGUGGACCCCCCACUCGGCGCGUUUGAAGUUCCUGUGACUUUAACUGUAUUCAUUGCACCUGCAAUCGUCACGGACAAGAUACUGGUGCGCUUACGUCUCGGAGUUAUCGAGGCGGUGGCGGGAGAACAUGAGUCCUCUAAAGAGGAGUCGGAGGUUGUUCACGGUCUGAUCGAUGCAAGUAGUUGGACGGCGUCCAGCGUGGAGCUUAUGGCUCCGUCUUUGAGUACACUCGUGGAGAGCUUAUCAGCUUUGACUACAGCACACUUGGAAGUGUCAUUUGAUGGCGUACGUUUCCAUGGCGUCGGAAACCUGCGAGACCACUACCGUGUGUACAACGUGCCCCAGUUAACAUCAGCGAAUCCGCUAUUCGGACUGUCCGAUCGAGAGACAAGAAUUGUGGCGCAUGGAGUGCACAUGAGACCAGACGAUGUCGUCAAGCUGACGUUGUUUCUGGAAUCGACUGGUGCUGACCGAUCCAAAGGUAAAGACAGACGCGUGGCUGCUAGAACAGCUCCGGUACCAGUUACUACCGUCGUGGCAGAGAUAAAUGUCAAGCGACAGCGGUUGAGCUUUACGUGUCCAUCGCUAGCUCAGCUCCGCGCUAGUCCAGAUCGGCAACACGCUCCUAUCGUUGCUCCCUCGCCGGGGAUAACAAAUGGAGUGCCAGAUCGUCGUAGUCAAGGGGGUGUCGAUGGUGGGAUGCUGCUGUCUGAGCGAGUUAUCAUGCAGAUUAGCGUCAUCGACGGACAACCGAUAUCUCUUCCUUUCGUGUUCCGAUACUACCGAUCCCCCACACUCGUAGCAAUGAACCCGCGUGUGGGAUACGUCUGCAGUGGGUCCAUAGUCUCGUUUGAGUUUGCAGAACGGAUCGCUACGCCGACUGUGGACUUUCGAUUUGGCGAUAGUCUGCCCACAAGUGGCCGAAUUCGAGACGAACGCUUUGUUGAGUGUUUCUCCCCCGAGCUGUCAGCAGGAACUCACAGUGUCAGCAUCUCGUUUAAUGAGCAACACUACGAACCCGCUGUGCUGAAGGAGCAUAAAGGGGAGCCAACCGAAGAGAACGAGCUCUCAGCUGCUACAUUCCACGCGUUUCCGCUUCCAGUGUUCGUUCUUCCUCCUGCUGGGAGAGACCGAGUGUACGCGUUUGGUCCGACAUCCGGUGGGACUGUGGUCGUCAUUAAAGGUAAGGGGUUUGUUCCCGACACGAAGAUCUACGCUCGAUUCGCGUCUCAAUUCAAGGAUGCUUUCGACGGGCAGUCUGAGAUUAUUGUGGGGGCAAAAGUGGUGGACGACGAGACUAUCAGAUGCAUCUCUCCACCUUCCAUGCGCUUGGGUCGCGCAGUCCUCCACGUGUCGUAUAAUCUGCAGCAGUUCAGUGAUUCCACGUGCUACUUCGAGUAUCACGCACCCACGCGAUACGUAGCGAGAGGAACACUUUGUGGACCCAUUUCAGGCCACACGCCAUUGGAACUGGCAGUAGAAGACGUGAAAGGUCUGCCGAGUCACACGCAACUGCUUCAGUGUGUCGUACGCUUUGAAAGUGAGAAAAGUCACACUGCAGUGGAUGUCGAAGCCCAGUUUGAUGCGGAGAUGUGUGUUUUGUCGUGUACUUCGCCUGCGUGGCCGUCCAAUGAGCUGGUCAACCUUCGCGUCUCGCUCUCACGUGGAGACGGUGAGCUGUUCGAAGACACGCGCAUCAAGUUUUUGUUCUACGAUCCACCUGAGGGAGUGAUCAAGAUCGAACCUGCCGCUGGACCAAUCGGAGGCGGAACGGAAGUCUUAGCGUGGUGUGGAAGUAUAGUGGAGACAGGAGAGAUCACAGUCUCGAUCCAACUGAGCAGAAGUGAACUCGAGCGACCAAGGCUGACGAAACGCAGAAGCUCAACUUCCGUAGCGCCGCCUCUGUCUCGGAAGUCAAGUCUACGGUGCAACCAGACGCUCCCUCCGCUACUCGUGAAAGGAGAGAUUGUUGGAGAGUCUAUUCGGUUUAUUGCGCCUCCUGUUGAUGGCCCUUGUACGGCAGUUUUAGGCAUAUCAUUGAACGGUAUCAGCUACACGUCGACGCAGAGCCCGCUACACUUCACGUACUACGUGGAGCCUACUCUUCGUCGGAUCAGUCCGGGUUGGGCUGCUCUGGAAGGAGCGAGCGACGCGCUUGUCAUCGAAGGCGAACAUAUACGCGAUUUUGGCUGCAACCUAUUGGUGCGCUUCAGUCUUCAAGAUGAAAUGCAGCCGGAGCAGAAUGGCAUCGUUGUCGGUGCGCAAUUUAUAUCCAACUCCACGGCAUCUGCCUCGGGUGACGGAGCUCUUCGGUGUGGGUUUCCCGCAGCGCCUCCGGGCUUCUACGAGCAUGAAAUCAGUCUGAACGGACAGCAGUUUUCGCAAUCUCAGUACGUGAGCAAAACGUUUGGCAAUUUGAGUGGCACCGCUUGCACUGCGCUGCUUCCUUUUCGACACUUCUCAUCGCCAUUCUGUCUGGCGACAGCUACUGGCCCAGCUGCGGGUGGGUCGAGUGUGGUGCUGUUUCUCGGUGGGAAGCUGUUGAAGGUAUUAUCAAGAGAAACGAAAUGUCAAGUGCAAUUUACGCCUAUCAAAGGAACAGAGAAGAUCACUCGCUUACCUCUCACAACCCCAAAUGGGGGCGCUAGUCCUAUCAAGCUAUCAAGUAAUGUUGCAGACAUCAUGUGUAUGCUUGGAGACAUCGAUCACGUUAAUGCUCGAGUCACCUGUCGUGCCCCAUUGCUGCGUGUUGCCUGUGUGUCUAAUGUGGACAUCCUGCUGCCGAGUGGUAGUGGAGCGUCCUCAGCAUGUCAGCUAUUCGCCAUACGCCCAAGUGAUCGUGAGAAGUAUUACUCCUACGAAUCGCCAAGUAUUACUGAAAUCGCCCCCAGUUGUGGCCCUGUAUCGGGAGGCACACAGCUCGUCAUUGAAGGCGCACAUAUCCUCGACACGGCCCAGAUCUUCGUCCGGUUCCGCUCCAGUUUAAACGAACGCGAGUGUGUUCUCGUACCUGCGCGAUACAGUCGGACGUUCCCUGGCGGUUCAGCUAGUGCGUCUCCGCUUAUCAUUUGCAACACUCCACCCGUCGAGUUUAUGGAUAAAACAAUAUCUUCUGGUAACGAUUCAGCAGCUCAGAGCACUUCACUGUUGCCGCAGCCUUCACCUCGCAAUAGAGAAGGUGUCGCAGCCGGGAAGGCACGUACCCAGACGUACCAAAUGCUUGCGGAGCAGAGUUUAAAGGCCCAUCGAGCCUCCGCUGCCCAUGGGAACAGCGACAGUGGACUUGGUGCUCUACGAAUCACUCGACCGAGCGUCAGAGCUACACCUCGAGGUCAUUCUGACGCUGAGAGUGGAGCGACCGUUCUGGUUGACUUUACGCUAAACGCAGGCGAGCAGUUCAUCGCACACAGUGUCCGCUUUCAUUACUACCAAGAUAUCGAGCCUCGUCAGGUCAAAUGGUCCCCAAGACACCUACCGACUCAGUGUCUUGGAGGGCGUCAAGCAACGGAUUCACGAAUGCUUACAGUCGUGUUACCCAAGACUUUCAGACUGACAGAUUCACCAGAACGGGUAUGCUUCCGCUUCGACGGUGCCAACCCGCAGGUCUCCAUGCGGCGGAAGUCUUCUGUAUUGCUGCACGAAACGGAGUCGCGCACGGAGCUGGUCAUUGCGAAUCCUUCCAAGAGACAAUCAACGAUGCGCAGAUCGAUCACGUACUUCCAGAACAGUAUUCUAUCAUCUGAUAACAUUCCAACCAGUCCGCCAGUGUCCACACGGAGUGACAGCAUCGGGACAGCGGUAUCUUCACGUCGGCAAGCUGUUGGUGCGCCUGGGAUGAAGAGAAGACCGGUCACACCCGAGUUAUCAUCUCCCCGUCCCUCUACGACUGGAUCGUCGCCAUGUAUUGCUGGGAAAGUCAUCAGUGCGAGCGAAGUCACUUGUGUCGUACCGGACUUCUCUACCCCAGGGGCUGUUUACAUUUUCUUCUCUCCAAACGCUCAGCAGUUCGUGUGUCUUGGCGAGUUGCUGUUCCACCCCGCUAUGAUCAUCAAGGAUGAGCAUCAUCACACCACGUUUCGAUUCUGCUCGAACGUUGGCGGAAGUCCAUUCGCAUUGCAGUGUUCCCCGUCGACUGUACUGAGAUUUCUAGCGCCAGAAGACGUGACGACAGCAGCCAAACGAAACGCUCAAAUCCGAGAGCUUGCACUGAGGAAGAACAGUCCAUUCGGAGGAUGGCAGAAGCGCUCGUUUCACUCGGCUCGAGUGUUUCUGAUACCUGCGAACGCAAAGCUGCUGAAGCGUGUGACGGUGACGGCGACUCGUGUGGAUAACCAGAGUGAGGCUGGUAAAAUGGGACCAGAUGGCGCAGGGUGCUGCGUGUUUGACAUGUCAAACUGGGGCGAGCAAGUUCUGCUUAGUGCUGCUUUGCCAUCGUCCUGUGGUUAUGCCUCCUACUCCUCGGUUGUUGCGCUAUCAACACUUCUGGAUCCAAGUGUCAUCAUUGAUUCAGCCUGCGAAGUCUGCUACGUGUGCGUUCGGUUUGGAGCUAUCGGCUGCGAAACCCUCGGCACUUUUGAUCAAGAAGAAGCCAACGUCCAAGUGCUUGUGUCGGACAGCAACGGAGUGCAGCUGUGUCUGUGUGGUCCGCCAGUGGAGUCCUCGAUAUGGAUCAGGGCUAGCACCGUGAGCUCUCAAACCUACACCGUCCCGAUCACGUUCGAUUUUACUAGCGCCGACUCGUCUCGAAGCAUCUCCGCUUCAUCCCGCGCAAGAUUGGUGCUCUCAGGCUUCGACACUUUCCAGACUUCGUUAGCGAUUUCGCUCUCUCCACAGGUUGCAAACGGACCGACCGUCACUCUGGAAUGUGCAAUGCCCUCGCUAUCCUUUAGUGGCAUUGCUACGCUUGUGAUAAGCUGCGGAGGUGUCGUAUUCUCCAACAGUGUGACGGUGCACUGUUACGAUCCAAGGAGCUGGAAGGUGACUGCGCUACGUCCUCCAUGUGGACAGCUUCUUUCUCUCGACGACCCCAAAAAGCCACCGGAACCCAUGACACUUCGCUUAAAAGGCGAACACUUUGUCGAGAACCGCAAGAUCACGAUUCGGGUGUCUGACAAGGACAGAUAUUUCACAGCUGCAGGCAAAGUCGACCAAGUUCACGUGCUGAGCUUACGGAUCGCUGCAGUUAAGAACCUGCGCGUAUUACUUCAUCCCCUUGGCAUUGUGCCACACGCUUCCAAAACGGCGAAUGAAACCUCGUCAUCGCAGCGGAAAGAAGACAAGUAUCUCAGCUCCAUCGUUGGCGGCACCACAAGUGGUGGGUCGAUUGUCGCUCUCGUCUCGUCGUGGUCCACUUUCACCUUCACAAUUCGGAUCGAAUGUGGCGACCAACGACACUUCGCUUCAUGUAGAGAGAAUAGCGUCUUCGCAGCGAUCUCUUCGGGCUCUGUUUUGAGCUGGGAGGAGGAAUUCGAGCUUCGAGUUGCUGCUGACCGACAUGCUCCACUGUUGUUAACUGCUGAGCUUUCGGAGCCUUCUUUGCCGAAGCCGCUGGAGCUCGCCCAGGCUUGGAUUCCUCUCAAUGGGAUUCAAGUAGGAUCCUCGGACAUUCGACGCUACACUGCACGAUUCGAAGAGCAUUUAAAGCGCGGAAAUUAUGUUGGCAGCGACGCAACUCCUGGAGUAGCAACUGAAGUGGAGCUGCUUCUUCAACUUUCGCCAUUGAUGCUGCAUCCGGACUAUAUCGUGUCUCAAAUUCCGUAUUCCUUGCUGCAGCAGCUAUCACCUCAAGCUCUGGACGUUCAAGUCUCGUCAGGCGAUGGGUUUUACUCCACGCCUCACUCUUUCUUGGUGUACAACCCUCCAACUGUGACGCACACUACACCCAGCGUGCUACCGCGAUCAGCAGGGGGCGACGUGGUUGUUACUGGCUCAGGCUUCGUCAACAGUGGUCGGGUCUGUGUGCGUUUGUUCGCAUUCAAGAAGAACCGCUUCACGAACAGCAACGAGGAACAGCGCGCUCUUGCAACAAUCAACCGAGUCAAGCGAGCAGAGAGUACGAACGACGGCUUCUUUCCCUAUUUCUCGCGAGACGUGGCCGGGACGUUCAUUUCCACGACAAGUCUCAAGUUCCGAAUGCCGUCGUACUUGACGAGCUACAACGUUUACUACUCCGUGUCGUUUGACGGACGAUCCUUCACAGAGGCCUCAAGCGUAUCGAAUGUGCUGCUAUUCAGUAUCAACGCGGUGACUCCUAAAGGCGGCCCCAUAUCGGGCAAUACGUACGCAACCUUGCACGGCACAAACAUCGACGCGUGUCUCUCUUCACGAUCCGGUUUAUCGCCUCUUGUGCGAGUCACGUGGAAGCGCGGCGCUCGAGAUCUCGAACAUGUGAUGGUGCCGGGAGAGUUUUAUCCCCACGAAGAUGCUGUGUACUUCUAUUCGCCACAGAGCAAGUUUGGACUCUACAGUAUUGCUGUUAGUGUUGAGUUAGCACUGCUUAGCUCAGGGACUACGGCAGUGGACACGGUCCCGCGCUUUGGACGAGAUGAAGUCUCGUUUGUCAUGUACAAGACGCCCACAAUCAAGUCCGUCGCCCCGCUCUCCGCUCUCGUGUCCGGACUCUCAACGACGGAGAUUAUUGUCCAGGGAUUCGACGAGAAAGCAGUCAGCAACAUGCGGCUGGCGCCUAAACUACGCUUCAAACGCAGAGGGCAGAUGCAAGUGUCGGACGCUCAACUUGUGUCCGAGUCGCGCUUUGAGUGCAUCGUGCCGCGUUUCAACGUGGCCAACGCGGUCGCCACAGAGCUCCCGUUGUCUGCGCUGUCAAGUGUCCGUCCCAUCCAGAGACCUCGAGCAGGAGGCGCAUGGAGUCCAAGACGCGUUACCAGUCAACCUAAACUGUGGACACGUGCAGCGGGGAUUUUUGUCGCUCUGCUUGGUGCGCGUAAUUUACGUGCAUCCAAGAAGAAUGCGUGCAACCCGUUCGCGGUCAUUUAUGUGGGUAAGAUGCAGCUCAAGAGCACGCGAAAGGACGGAGUCUUCUCGCCCGUGUGGAAUGAAUUGUUCGACUUCGAGUGGACAUCUGACAGCGAGUUCAACUUGCCCUCCGUUCGUGUGGUGUUUGAGAAUCAAUUGACGGCCGACCAGAGUGAAAGUCUGGGGCACGUGGAGCUCCAAUUCCCCGUAAAAGACAAGCAAACGCAGCCGUUCGUGCUCCGUGCGUGGCUCCCACUGCGUCGUAUCCGUGGGAAAUAUUAUCGCAAGGAAAACGAGGAAACAGCAGUGCAUAGCCAGAAAAACCUAAAGAAACAACCUCAAGCUCCGGCUUCAAGCUUAGGUGAAGUGGAGCUGGCGAUCGCUUUCGUCCCUCCUGUGGCCCAGACCAAGAAACACAAGAAGGCGCUGCGCUCGUCGAUCAUCUCUGUCCUUACGACUCAGCCCCAAUCCAGGAAGCAGUCUCAAGGGAAAGCAGGAUCAAGUCUCUACUCGGCGAAGAAGGAGAAGCUGCUUCGUGCUUUCCGCCAACGUGGAGCUCCGGUAUCGCUGGUGCCGACCGAACUGGCACUUGAGUUAGCUCUCAACGGUCAAGAUUUCUGGUCGGUGGCUCCAUCGACAUGUUACUCUGUCCUGACUCCGAUUGUGGUUGAGGUGGAGCCCAAGUUCAUUUCCAUCGCUGGCGGCUCGACGUUGUAUCUGUCGGGGAGUAAUUUCGUCAAUACUGGCUGCUUACGCGUGGCUUUCGCAGUGUUGACAAAGGAUGACACCACUCAGACUCUCCGUAGUGACCGUACUAUUGUCGUGGAGGCCAAGUACCGUUCGAGUACGAGUCUGGUUUGUACGACGCCGCCACUGCUGAACGUGGCCACUGAAGCCUCUUACCUGAACGUCUACGUCUCUCUUAACGGGUCCGACUUCGAUAGUAUCGCGUUACCGAAGCAGCUCGUCAAACUAAGUGAACCCGCGUCUGAGAGGCCUUUAACGAGUGUAAAUGUUGACGAACGCAUCGAAGAGAAUGAUGACGCAGUGAUGAAGGAGCCUCUGCGAAAGAGCCCGCGCAAAGCCCCCGAGAGCGACAGUGCUAUUGCUUUGGUCAACGAGCAGUACGUGGUUGACUGCAAGAAGGUUACAGCACUGGCACUUGAUGGAUGCGGAUCGGGAAGACGUUCGCCAACACGGUUCGCAACUCGAUCUCGGAACGAGAAUUUCUUGCUGGUGCCUCAGCUCCGCGUCUAUUUAACUCCAAAAGUCACACGCGUGCGGCCGACGGACGGAGUUUACACGUCGCAUCUCACUAUUGACGGCACCAGCUUUACGAAUACAGGCGUCGCCACAGUAACUUGA
Phytophthora infestans T30-4 is the source of this 10851-nucleotide messenger RNA. RefSeq lists its product as uncharacterized. The transcript is spliced from 6 exons. Gene Ontology annotation, cellular component: semaphorin receptor complex. Gene Ontology annotation, molecular function: semaphorin receptor activity. Gene Ontology annotation, biological process: regulation of cell shape; negative regulation of cell adhesion; regulation of cell migration. Lineage: Eukaryota; Oomycota; Peronosporomycetes; Peronosporales; Peronosporaceae. The record is from RefSeq and is a predicted model, not a curated record. The coding region runs from base 1 to 10851 and encodes 3616 amino acids.